AUGCCAACACCUCCAUCCUGGCGUCUGACACGUGGGCAAAGCGGACCUGGAGUGAACUCGACUCUCUCUCCAUCCACCUGGAGUUUGAUUCCCCUUCUCUUCAGCCACUACGCCAAGGAGACCAACUUCACUCUUUCUGAUAUUGUGAAUGCUGAAGGGACAGCAAUUACUCUGAAAGCAUGGAAAGGGCUAAGAGCGGAUAGCUGUUCUGAUCGGUACCAAUGGCCCCGCACUGCUCGUCCGUCUAACCAAUGGUGGACUGCAUGGCAACAAUGGAUCUCUACUCAUCUGACCGGCCACUCCAACCGACGCCGUCUCAGUUCUCCGUUAGGCCCGUGGCAUUCCGUUGACUUGUCCUGGAAGUGGCAAUACUCCCCCUCUACCAAUACCCUGUUCCACCGUGAGGGUCAACUAUGGAUCCCUUCCGUUCCUCUUGCCUCCACCAGCCGUCAGCGCACCUUCUACUUGCCUCGUCGCUUCAACCCUGAUCUCCCACCUCUACCAGUGGAUGCUGUCCGCGCCUCGGUCUCUGUCUUCCCUAGCCGUUCCCCGAUCCACAAGAGCCGGGUCCUCCUCCACUCUACGGGCCCUCACCUACCAGCCGAACCACCUGCCCCCCCAUCUUUCAUCCUUGACCUCUGGCAUCACUUCCGCAGCCUGGCUGACUCAGGUUCUCACGGCUGGGUUCCAGAGGUCAUUACCAUUGAAGGUGGUGAGGACCGCCUGGUUCAGACCCUUCGCGCCGGUACCCUUCGUGCUGUGAGCGACGGCUCUUACAAAGUUAAAGUGGGCACAGCAUGCGCUCAAAUUCUCACUGAGGACCGCAGGGAUAUCAUCUGGAUCACAUGCCAAACCCCUGGGAAAUUUGAUGACCAGAGUUCAACGCGCAGCGAAUUGAUUGGCCUUAUGGCCUCUCUCCUGGUGUUGGACUGGAUGUCUCAGGUCGCCCACCUGAAACUCUUUGCCAGCCAACCGUCGGUUGAGAUGGCCUGCGACGGGCUCAUAGCUCUUGAUAAGUCCUUCUCCAAAUUCCACCUGUCAUCGUCUGGUGCCCAAUUCGACCUGGCCUCAACCAUCCGGGCCUUGCUUCGCCACCUUCCCCUCCAAGUUCAUCGGCGCCAAGAACAAUUGGCUUCUUACCUGCUACACAAUCAUGCCCACCAUCACCUUCAAAAAACUCAAAAAACAAAAUAA
Messenger RNA from Cylindrotheca closterium, 1194 nucleotides. The record is from the annotation of a GenBank genome assembly. Lineage: Eukaryota; Bacillariophyta; Bacillariophyceae; Bacillariales; Bacillariaceae.